Messenger RNA from Marmota flaviventris (yellow-bellied marmot), 2367 nucleotides. RefSeq names its product vimentin type intermediate filament associated coiled-coil protein (gene Vmac). Lineage: Eukaryota; Metazoa; Chordata; Mammalia; Rodentia; Sciuridae. The record is from RefSeq and is a predicted model, not a curated record.
AUGUCCGCGCCGCCCGCGUUGCAGAUUCGCGAGGCGAACGCACACCUGGCUGCGGUUCACCGGCGCGCGGCGGAGCUGGAGGCGCGGCUAGAGGCCGCGGAGCGCACGGUGAGCGCCCAAGCAGAGCGCCUGACCCUCCAAGAUCAGCAGUUGCGCGCCGCCCUGGACGAGCUGGGCCACGCCAAAGACCGUGAGAUUGCCGCUCUCCAGGAGCAGCUGCUGACCUCCGAGGCCGCCAUCCACAGCCUGCAGGCUGCUGUGCGCCAGAGGGAUGAACUCAUCCAGCAGUUGCAGCCACGGGCCAAGCUGCUACAGGACAUUUGUCGCCGGCGGCCACCCCUGGUCGCACUGCUGGCUGACCUGGCUGAGGCCGAGCGUCUGGGGCCCUUGCCAGCCAGUGACCCAGGCCAUCUACUCCCCAGUGGGCCUGGCCCACCCCUUGCCAACAGCACUGGUGAGAAGGUGGACCAGGACCACCCCCAGCCUACGAUGUUUGGGACCACAGUGUGAGCCUCAGAGCAGAUUCCAGAAUGAAAGCAGAAGGCUCCUUUGGGGAUUUCCACCUGUGUCAAGGGGCAGAGCCACGACCCUUUCCAAACAUCAGAGCAAUCUAAAAAGGCCAAGUUUCCAAUUGGGCCCAUAGGCCAAAUACACAUGUUUAAUCUGACAAGUUAAAACAAAUGACAAAACUUUGAAUCCAUCCUCUUGUUGAACAACUGGUGAUGCUUCCAGAGAAGCUGGAUAUCUGGCUUCAGACCUGGCUGGUCUCGUCUGGCUCUGAGUCCAGGGUACCCUUUUAUCCAGGGUGAGUUCUAUUGGUGCCCUCACCUCUGAGGCUGUUGACCUGGCCCUGGAAGCAUCUGAAUUUGAGACAUCUGUCUGGUGGAGACAGAUGGCAUCAAGUUCCACAAGAUUUGUUGUCCUUGGCCUUGAUACUGUUCCUCCUGACACACCCUAAAGUGUUUCUUAGCUUUUGACCUUGGACCACAGCUAGGGGCUGGAAGCCUCAUGCCAAUCUGCAUUGACCAUGUGAUGACACAUUUCUAUCCUAGAUCUCUGUCCCCUAACUCUGACCUUUCCUCCACAUUUACUCCCAAAGGAUGAGCAGGCAGGGGUGACAGCCGAGAUGCUUUCCUCAGGGUGCGCUGCCUGGGACCUGCACGCGGGCUCUUCUCUCUUCCUAUAACUUUCCCCCCCCAGAUUGCCACAUGAUUGGCUCCUUGUCACUCAGGUCUUUGCUCAGAUAUUACCUCCAAGAGGCCUUCUGUGACCAUCUUACUUGGAGUAGUCCCUCCUUUACCCUGCCAGCCCUGCCCACCAUCAUUCCAUGCCAUUCUCUUUAUGGAGUGUCACACUAUCUCACCAGUAGCGUCAACUCUUUGACAGCAGGGUUUUUGUCUCUUGUUCUGUUUGUCACCAGUGCCUGACAUUUCUCAGAGCCCCCCUCAGGGACAGGGAUGGUCCUGUGAGCCCUGAGGGAGCCCCUCCCCAGGGCCAGCCAAGCUUGUGUGGCAGCGUGCAGAGACACUGUUUUUUAACUCCUUGUGUCUAGCUGUCCUUGCCGCCCAAGGCACUCAGGGAACUUUGCUCUUUAUCAAACCAAGGAGGGGACUCAGGCCCUGUACCUCCCGCUCCCUGCCUGGCGGGCCGCCUUCAAGGCUCCAUACUCAGGGAAUUGUCAUGCCAGCAAGUGCCCAAGAACAGGGACUGUUUCAACGGGCGGUCAUUCACAGCCCUGGGAUGGUGCCGCCUUCCUGCCUGCAUCCAACAGUGACUCUCAGUGCAGUGACAAUGGCCCCAUUUUCCUCUCUGGAUGAACAAGGGAGCUGCUGUUUGCACAAAGGGAAGCAGGCUGGGGACUGUCUGCCCUCAAGCAUAAACCGUCUUGCUUUCUCUGCUGGGCCCUUCAUCCUCUCCCUGGCGUGGGCAGGAGAGCUGGCCCUGCGUGUUGUGCGUGAUCCUGGUUGGGGUCCUGCGGGCUUUGGAGACAGGAGUUCCAGUGCAGGGAGCUGGUGCCACAGUUGUCUAAUCUGGACAGCACACGUCGACACCAGACUUGUCCCCUUCUCACAGCUGUGGGCAGAGGCCUCCAAGUAAAGCCGCCCGGCCUCCAGUUCCGCAAGGCCAGGGCAGCGUCCCGUGCUGGGAGGUUGCUGGAAUUCUCUAUUUUCUGUGGGGCUGGGGAGGGUGCCCAGAGCCCCCCACACUGGGCAAGGGCUCCGGCACUGAGCUGCACUCCCAGCCUGGCAUCGUGUUUUUAAAAAAGUGAAAAUUUCCGGGGGCGUAGUCCAGCGUAUACCUAGCUUGUGGGGGACCCUGUAUUCCACCCCCAAUGCAAAAAUAAAAAACCCAAAACAAUUAUAAAAA